AUGAAACUCCUCAAUCUCUUCAAGCUUGUGUCCCUAUCUGCCUCAGUCCUUGUAGUAACUACACCUGCUGCAAGCCUGCCAGAGAAUGGGACCUACUACAUCUGGAAUUCAGAAAACAAGGCUGUAAUGGACAACAAAGACGGAAUCAUUGCAUUUGGAAACCCUAUCAUUGGUUGGAACUAUCAGCAGCCUGUCCGGCCACAACAGCAAGUAAUUGUUAAAUACACUAGUGAUAAUACGGCAACAUUGCAAAUUCUAGAGAUUGCCCAAGUUGCCCCUCAACUUGGAGGCUAUAUCAACAUUUACGAUGGGUAUGUUGUGUUGGGUCAGGAACCCCAGAAAUGGACUAUUGAGCCUGUUUCUGGCCAGUUAGGCAACUACUACAUUGUCCAGAACCAGGCAGCUAUCCGCUAUUCAAAACAAGCUGCUACAGAUGGUGAUGAAUUUCAGCUUACAAUUAGUAACAUUGCCGAGGCAAAUAGUGGUGCAUACUGGCAGUUCAAUACACCCUAUGAUAUGGACAAGGUUGUUAGUGCUUGA
Messenger RNA from Fomitiporia mediterranea MF3/22, 540 nucleotides. RefSeq lists its product as uncharacterized. Lineage: Eukaryota; Fungi; Basidiomycota; Agaricomycetes; Hymenochaetales; Hymenochaetaceae. The transcript has 5 exons. The record is from RefSeq and is a predicted model, not a curated record. Bases 1 to 540 code for a protein of 179 amino acids.